AUGGGGGUGGUGGUGGUGGUGUGUGUGUGUGUGUGUGUGUCUGUGACAGAGGGAAAUACACUGCGAUACCAAAUAAAUGAGGAGAGUGGGCCAGGCACUGUGAUCGGUAACCUUGCAUGGGACUUAUCUUGGAUUCCUUCACCGGGCACCAAAACGAAUUUUCGCAUGAUGAAACAAUUUAAUGCUUCUUUUAUCAGACUGAGAGAGAGCGAUGGGGAGCUUUCGGUCGGAGAGCGUAUCGACAGGGAGAGAAUCUGCAAGCGCAAUCCACAUUGUCUGCUUACUUUUGAUGUUGUUAAUUUUUCCAAAGAGCGCUUCAAAUUAAUUCACGUCGAGGUGGAGAUUAAAGAUAUCAAUGACAACUCUCCACAGUUUCCACACAAAGAAUCAACAAUUGAAAUUUCUGAAAAUGCUGUUGUGGGGUCCAGAAUCCCUUUAGAUGCAGCAGAGGACUCCGAUGUGGGCUCUAAUUACAUCCAAAGCUACCAGAUUUCGGUGAACAGUCACUUUACCAUUGAUGCGAUGACAAGAGCUGAUGGGGUUAAAUAUGCGGAGCUGGUCCUAAUGAAAGAGCUCGACAGGGAGACUCAGUCCUCUCAUGUUCUGGAGCUUGUUGCCACCGACGGAGGCACCCCUUCUAGAUCGGGGGCCACUAAGAUAACCAUCAAAGUGAACGACUUUAAUGACAACUAUCCAGUUUUUGACCAAAACAAUUUUUCGGUCGAUUUACCCGAGGACGCUCCUGUUGGGUAUCUUAUAUUGGAUUUAAACGCCGUUGACUCAGACGAGGGACUAAAUGGGGAAGUUGUGUACGGAUUCGGAAAACAGGUCUCUGCCGAGAUCCGACAACUUUUUAAGGUGGAACGCAAAUCGGGACGUUUAACACUUGAGAGUCCAGUUGAUUUCGAAGACAAAAAGACGUACGAGUUAGAUGUCCAGGCAACUGAUUUAGGUGCAAACCCCACUCCAUCGCUAUGCAAAAUCAUAAUUCACGUCAAAGACGUGAACGACAAUGCCCCUGAAAUCAGCAUCACUCCGAUGACUUCAACCACGGCAGGUAUAGCUUACAUCACCGAGGCUGCGGAGCCAGACAGUUUUGUGGCACUAAUCAGCACCUCGGACAGGGACUCGGGAGUGAAUGGGCAGGUCCAGUGCACCCUCUACGGGCAUGAUCAUUUCAAACUUCAACGGGCGCACGAAGACAGCUAUACUAUAGUCACCACCUCGCCCCUGGACCGUGAACGUAUCCCUGAGUAUAACUUAACAGUGGUGGCGGAGGACUUUGGCUCGCCCCCAUUAAGAGCCAUUUCCCAAUACACAAUUAGACUGACGGAUGAAAAUGACAAUGCGCCGCUGUUUAGCAAACCGUUUUAUGAAGUUUCCAUUGAGGAAAACAACGCACCAGGUGCGUAUAUUAUGACCGUCGUUGCCACCGACGUAGACUUGGGACGUAAUUCCAAAAUCACCUACAAGCUGCUGGACAGCCUUGUGAUGGGGUCACUUGUAUCAACGUUUGUGUCUCUGGAUCCAGCCACAGGCUCUGUCUAUGCUUUGAGAAGUUUUAACUAUGAGGUCAUGAAACAGCUGGACAUACGAAUCCAGGCAAGCGACGGUGGCUGGCCUCAGCUUCACAGCAGUGCCGCCAUCAAUCUAAAAAUAGGUGAUCAAAAUGACAACCCACCCUCCAUAAUUCAUCCCAUCCUGAAUAACGGAACUGCUGAGAUUCUCCUGCCGAGAGAUGCACCUUCGGGUUACAUUGUAACCCAGAUAAAGGCCAGGGAUGCUGAUGAAGGCAGAAACGCCGAGCUUUCCUACAAACUGUCAGAGGGCGGAGAUUUGGGGGUUUCAAUCAACAGGGCCACAGGGCAAAUAUACAUACACCGCAAGCUCACCUUCGACGUGGACGAGGUAUUGAAAGUCACGGUCACAGUAAAUGACAAUGGCCAGCCAUCUCUAACAUCCACAGCAACAAUACAUUUCAUUCUCACCGCUGGCGCUCCCCCCACCGACAACUUGUAUGCCAAAAACGGCGAGGAUGAGCUUCAUGAAUGGGACAUGUCAAUUGUAAUUAUUGUGGUUCUAGCAGGCAGCUGCACAGUCCUUUUACUCGCUAUUAUCUUAAUUACCACCAUUUGCAGUCGACACAAAAGGGAAAAGAGAGGAGGUGGAUUUCAUGACAAAGAAAAUGUGCCUCACUUGGAAAAGGGGGAGAGCAAUUCUGUUGCUUUGAUAUCAGACCAUGUUGGCAACAUGUUUGAAGCACAGCCAUUUCCCAACAAAUCUGUAUUAAUCAACUCCAGUGUACCUGCAGCUGGUAACGACAUCUGUCCAAGCUCCAAGAGCGGUAGAGAGAAAAGCCAUGUAUUUCAUCCCAAAGGACGGACGAUAAACUGCAAGGUGGAGGGAUAUUGUACCUUGCCUGGCUAUGGAAAAGAAACCAUGAGGCCUGUUACAAUAUGGAAGGGCAACUCAAUGACAACCAUCUCAGCAAGAGACCCACAGAUCAGUGGGAAGGACAGUGGAAAAGGAGACAGUGACAUCAAUGACAGCGAUUCAGACAUCAGUGAUGGGAACAAAAAAGACUGCCAACCUGUUAAUGGGCUGUGGGCCUGCACAAGUGAGUGCAAGAUCCUGGGCCAUUCUGACAGAUGCUGGAGCCCAUCAGCAAUCAGACCCAAUGGCAACCCAUCUAACAGACAUCUCUCGACAUUUGCCAAGACAGCCACGCUGCCAAGGGACAGUCUUCAGAGGGAAAGCCAUAACAAGGCUCAAAUGCCCAAGACAAGUGGUCCCUACAGUGUUCAGGAAAAAGUUCAGCACAGAAAAUUUGACUACAUCCUCGUGUGCUCGGCGCAGCCAGAGAGGAUUCCCGAGUCGGAGGAGAUCAGCAUUCCCUUGUACACACAUUCCACAAAGACAUUUUCAGCUCAUGAUAAUGAUGAUGACGAGGAUGAUGAUGAUAGGUUUUCAAAAUCAUAAAAUCCCAAGUGCACAGUGUUUAGGUGUGUUUGUACUGUAGGUGUUUGUCCCUUUGGUCUCUUUUUUGACUAUUUCUAAUAUGUUGAUAUUACAUUUCUUUGUAAAUACAGAGUAUAUUUUUCUAUUAGAGACGGAAAAACAACACUUCUGAUUUUAUAUGGCAUGUGGAGACUCAUGUAAUGGACAACUACUGGGCAGAAUAAUUCAGAUUCAGUCUUAAUCAAUG
This is a messenger RNA of Sardina pilchardus (European sardine), 3205 nucleotides long. RefSeq names its product protocadherin-8 (gene pcdh8.2). The coding region runs from base 1 to 2979 and encodes 992 amino acids. The record is from RefSeq and is a predicted model, not a curated record. The transcript is spliced from 4 exons. Gene Ontology annotation, cellular component: plasma membrane. Gene Ontology annotation, molecular function: calcium ion binding. NCBI's taxonomy places the organism in Eukaryota, Metazoa, Chordata, Actinopteri, Clupeiformes, Clupeidae. Gene Ontology annotation, biological process: homophilic cell-cell adhesion.